Molecule: messenger RNA, 825 nt
Organism: Suillus bovinus
Lineage: Eukaryota; Fungi; Basidiomycota; Agaricomycetes; Boletales; Suillaceae
Exons: 6
Coding region: 218-793 (191 amino acids)
Source: RefSeq, a predicted model, not a curated record
AGGGUGUUGGCUGAGAUCGAAGGAGUUUAGAAACUGUUGACCAUGUGCUUGUAGGAGGUCGAGCAAUCUAGCUUCCUCGUCUCCCAUCAUCGACUGUCAGGAAGGCUUGUGGGAAGGCUUUGCAUUGCAAAACCUUAACUGGUAAUUCCGGCGGCAAGACAUCCAUGACUUCGUGGCGGGACUUUGGAAAUUGGAACAUAACUCAAAUUCACGACCAAUGGCUAGGAAGCGUCAGACAACAGAGACAACACCCGAGCAGAAACCUUUAGUGGAGAUAUCCGAAGACGAACAGUGGCGCUUGAUAGAACAAACCGGUGUUCUCAGGAAGAUAUCUGAUACACGAAAACCUGGGGAGACUACGGACGAUGUCGAACGACUCCCACUUGCUGACGAGAUCUUCAACGCGGUCGUAUUCAUCAUGCCGCUGACCUUCUUUCUCAUCAUGAUGGACAUCCUCAUACAUCAGCAGUAUGCACGGCAGCCAACUGCUAGCGAGAUUGCUGGACGGCUUCUCACGAACUUCCCCAUUUUGUCCAUAUUUGUGUUCUACACCACGCGACACAAGGCUAACCCUCGAACACAACUCGCUCUAUUCAUACUCUCCCUUGGUGUAGGCCCCCGAAUGAUAUGGCUUAUCAAUCGUGGAUCAUGGCUCGUCAAUAUGCGGCAAUGUCCGCAAUUCGCAUCAAUAUGGCUGUAUACAAUUGUACAGUUGAACUUGAAUUGGGCUAUUCUCAGCUUAGUGAUGACAGGAGUUUGGGUGUGGUUCACAGGAAUGAAAAUCGCUUUGUGAUUCUGUGUCAUAUGGACGGACCGGACCACAGA